AUUGAAAACAAUUCACAUCUUCUUGUCUCUGCGUUGUUGCUCGCUCUGGAGAUCGCCGUCAUCUCCGCAACGUCAUGUGGCCGCUCCGGCUGCCGUAGUUAGCACCGCGUCCAUCGGGCCAAGCUGGCGUCAACACAAACAGCUCAACUUGCACCGGGACCGAUUGUCUCGCCUCUCGAUAUCUCUGGGACAUAUCUUCAAUCUGGGAUCCUCAGCUGCAUCAAGGUGAUCCUCUGGCAGCGAUCACUGCCGCCAUGAGGCUCCUCACCGCCGUUGCGCUGCUAUUGACUAGCUGCGCGCACGCUGCAAACCCCAAUUCCACAUAUACUUCCUCCGAGGCCCAAGUCCUCCCGAGCGACUUCAACCCUCCUCAGACGUUUAAGAAUCUGAAUAUUCUACGGAAUAUCAACCUCGAUAAAGGCUAUGUUAGAGAAACGAUCAAUGCUAUCAUAGAAAACAUCGACAAGCAACCCCAGUCGAAGUACUACCUCCCCUUCUCAAAUGCACUGAUAGACAAAGUCGGGGGGCUCGAAGCAUGGGAGAAGAACGCAGAAGACAAUGGCAGAUUUAAGGUAGAGCGUACACAGUUGCUUUCUCAGAGCUCCGAUCAAUACUUCGUCAUAAAUCUUCCCAAACCCCUUGAACCUGACUCUCGAUUGACCCUGAGCAUAUCCUACUAUCUUCUCUCCGCUCUUAAUCCCCUCCCUCCUGCCAUUGAACAAGAUGCCAAACAGUACUUUGCAUAUACAUUUUCCGCCUAUGCGCCAUCUGCCUAUGUUACGUAUGCGCAGAGGACAAAAGUCAAGUUCCCCACGACUGAUAUCCCCGAUUAUACGACGACAAGCGGAAUGAAAGUUGGUUCUGGAUCGGACCCCGAGAAGCAAGGCAACACUUUCACCUAUGGUCCAUAUAAUACCAAGGACGUAACUCCUGGCACGAUCGAACCUAUCACUGUCCGAUACGAAUUCACCAGACCGAUAAUUACUGCUACGCUUCUUGAGCGCGACAUCGAGGUGUCACACUGGGGCGGUAACCUUGCGACAGAAGACAGAUACUGGCUCCAGAACAACGGAGCUCACUUAGCCAAACAAUUCUCCCGCGUUGCCUGGUCCGUCAAAACGUUGCAGAACGCCCCGAGCGUGGCCAUCAGCGCUCUUAGGGUCACGCUCAAGUCCGGCGCUGUUGACCCUUAUUUCAUCGAUGAGAUCGGGAAUGUCUCGACCAGCCGAUUUACUCGUGGCCAGGGAGCCCGUGCCUCCGUCCUUGACAUUCGUCCGCGAUACCCUGUUUUCGGAGGCUGGAAGUAUAGUUUCCGAAUCGGAUGGAAUAUUGAUCUCUCUUCAUUCUUGCGCAAAGCAACCUCCGGUGACACUUACAUACUAAAGGUUCCCUUCCUCGAUUGUCCGAAGAUGCCAGAAGGCCUUCAGUAUGAGAAGAUUGAUCUACGGGUGAUCCUUCCCGAGGGAGCGAGAGGUGUAAAGUAUGAACUGGUUAAUGGUGUGGGCCUGCCAAACAACAUCCAGUCGGAGACCACUCUCUACAAAACAUACAUGGAUACCGUCGGAAGAACAGUUCUCAAACUGAGCAUGACAAACGUCGCCGAUGAAGCAAGAGAUGCUCAAUUAAUUGUUACCUAUGACUAUCCAUUCCUCGCGUCGUUCCGCAAACCGAUGGCAGUCUUCGUGGGCAUGUUGAGCGUUUUCGUUGCGGCCUGGGUGAUCGGAAAUAUAGACGUCAGCAUCAAAAAGAGUUUUAUGUCUUUGUUGUAA
Coccidioides immitis RS is the source of this 1769-nucleotide messenger RNA. Its product is annotated as oligosaccharyltransferase alpha subunit ostA. Gene Ontology annotation, cellular component: oligosaccharyltransferase complex; membrane. NCBI's taxonomy places the organism in Eukaryota, Fungi, Ascomycota, Eurotiomycetes, Onygenales, Onygenaceae. The record is from RefSeq and is a predicted model, not a curated record. The transcript has 4 exons. The coding region runs from base 255 to 1769 and encodes 504 amino acids.